Eleginops maclovinus (Patagonian blennie) is the source of this 842-nucleotide messenger RNA. RefSeq names its product NACHT, LRR and PYD domains-containing protein 12-like. The record is from RefSeq and is a predicted model, not a curated record. The coding region runs from base 1 to 819 and encodes 272 amino acids. Gene Ontology annotation, biological process: intracellular signal transduction. NCBI's taxonomy places the organism in Eukaryota, Metazoa, Chordata, Actinopteri, Perciformes, Eleginopidae. The transcript is spliced from 3 exons.
AUGAGUGGUUUAAAAGAUGAGGGAGGGGACACACCUCCAGUCCCCAGCUGUCUGCCUCUGAAGAGUGACCAGUCUAUGCCUAGAGGGAUCACAUGUAGAGUCAAAGCACAGACCCAGAUCCUGCCCGGCAACACCAAUGAAGAGAAGAAGAGAAAUUUAUGUCACAGACAUUUCAUCUUGAGUGUAAAGUCUGUGACGCUCUGCCCAUUGGUGAGAAUCAGCUCCACUGAUGUGAAGUGCUAUAAAGGAUGUGUUCAUCUCCACAGAGGGAAGAGGACGAGUCCUGCCAGUCAGACCAGAACUGCACCAGAUGGUCUGCAGGAGGUUUUAGAGGAGCAUAGGAUCAGUCUGAGGAGGAGAUAUGAACGUGUGACUGAAGGAACUGAUGGAAGUGAAACCCUCCUCAACAGGAUCUUCACUGAGCUCUACAUCACACAAGGACGGAGUGAAGAGGUUAAUACCCAACAUGAGGUGAGGCAGCUGGAGACCGCUUCCAGGAAGGAGACCCUCCAUGACACUCCAAUCAAGUGCCAGGACAUCUUUAAAGCCUUACCUGACCAGCAGACCCACAUCAGAGCGGUCCUGACCAACGGCGUCGCUGGAGUUGGAAAAACCUUCUCAGUGCAGAAGUUCACUCUGGACUGGACCGAGGGUUUGGAGAACCAAGAGGUCAGUCUGGUGAUCCCGCUCUCCUUCAGGGAGCUGAACCUGAUCAAAGCUCAGCAGUACAGUCUUCUCAGGCUGCUCCAUGUUUUCCAUCCAGCCUUACAGAAGGUCACAGCAGAGCAGCUGGCUGUGGCUGUAAAAUAUGCAAAUUAAAGACACUUUCUAUCAAUAAUCAA